AUGCCAUCUGACAAGACGAGAUGCCUGUCUUGUCAAGCACGGCAUGCCAAAUGCACUGUCAGACAAGGUCAAGAUGCUUGUGUCCGAUGUCAAAAAGCGGGCAUAACGCAAUGCGCGUUUGAGCCGGCAUGGCGGUUCAAGAUUUGCCGGACCUCCAUCAUAGCUACGCAACGCACAGAUCUGGUAUACGACUCCAAGCAACCAUGGGUACCCACCAAUCUGGAGCUGACCUUCGUUCCUGAGAAUGGAGAUGGUUUGGAGAAUAUCUCACAACCGACGAGCGUCAGACCGAAUGACCGAGUACAUGAGGUACGCUCCGAUCGGGGCCCGUCUACUUCUGAGAAUGCGGAAGGGCGAACGAACACGACAACGAAUUCUGCCUGGGCCGAGCCUCUUCAUAACGCCAAAGGGCUUCUCAAUCGGCAGCAUGGUCAGUCGUCGUCGUCUGAUGUAUCCGAUCAAAGCAGUAUGGCAAGACGAGAAUCACCGCCUACCAGUACCAGCCCUGAGCUAGCAGCUGCAGAAUAUAUUGAUGCUGGUGCUUCUCAUUCCACAACUCCACCAGAUUCUCUCAGAAAAUCUCUUACUCAACCUCUCACGUAUCGCGAACUAGGUCUCGUACAAUAUUUUAUUGUCAAGAUAUCUCCAUGGCUCGAUGUAUGUGAGGACAUACCAACAUUUGCUCUGGAAGUACCCUUGAAAGCAACCAAGUCUGCGAUGUUGCUUUAUUCAAUACUGGCGGCGUCAUCCCGACAUCAAGCUCUGAAAGAUGAUGCAUGGCCAGAAGCCUCGGGAUAUCACAGCAAGUGUUUGGAGCUGGUCAUACAAUCACUCUCACGGCCAGAGAGUCAUCACGACGAUACACUACUGGUGACCAUCAUCAUGCUGCGGUAUUAUGAGUUGUUCAGCCAAGAAACUUAUAGCUCUCUCCACCUGGAUGGAUUGGCUGGUUUAUUGGGUGUCAUACCAGACUUCCUCCAAGCUGGAGGCCUAGCAGAGGCAGCCUCCUGGUUGGCGCUUCGACAGGACCUGUUUAUUGCGAUGACCAGUAAACAAGCACCCAAGUCACGACUAGAGGACUAUGAUCGGGCCAGUGUGUUCAAACGACGCACCGAUCCUGGUGCAGCCACAUAUGCUAUUGUUCUGAUAUGGGCGAAGCUUUUACGACACAUGUACACAUCUGAUCCGAGUAGUCUUUUCACCACCUGGGACAGUCUCGAAGAAGCCGCCAGGAAGUGGUACGACACUAAAGGAUUUGAGCCUGCCUUUCUACAGGAUGCAAAUUUGGCAUCUGACCAACCAUUUCCAGUCAUUAGCAUGAUUAGUGCAUCAUCAGUUCUUGCGCUCGAAUAUUACUAUACCUUUCGAGUAUAUUUGAACUUACACAAACCGCUUGAUCCCCCACAACCAAUAACCAAGGCGGAGAAACGCGCUCGAUAUCAGACGGUGGUUGGUCCCAUAUGCUGUAUCCUCGGCCUCGCACGAUCAAAUGCCUGGGUGGAAGACGCAAAUUUCCCUGCUUGCCACAUCUUAAUCACAUAUGGAUACUGUAUCAUGGACCCGCUACAGCGUGACCAUGCUCUUCGUUUCUUGGAGUACAUCAAACAAAGUUUUGGAUACCAUACCGAGCGUACAGCAGAGACACUUAAUCGCCAAUGGGCUGAAUUCGACGAGAUGGGACCCCAUCAUUGA
Aureobasidium subglaciale EXF-2481 is the source of this 1692-nucleotide messenger RNA. RefSeq lists its product as uncharacterized. The record is from RefSeq and is a predicted model, not a curated record. Gene Ontology annotation, cellular component: nucleus. NCBI's taxonomy places the organism in Eukaryota, Fungi, Ascomycota, Dothideomycetes, Dothideales, Saccotheciaceae. Bases 1 to 1692 code for a protein of 563 amino acids. The transcript has 5 exons. Gene Ontology annotation, biological process: positive regulation of transcription by RNA polymerase II. Gene Ontology annotation, molecular function: DNA-binding transcription factor activity; transcription cis-regulatory region binding.